This is a messenger RNA of Aspergillus chevalieri, 711 nucleotides long. RefSeq lists its product as uncharacterized. Bases 1 to 711 code for a protein of 236 amino acids. Lineage: Eukaryota; Fungi; Ascomycota; Eurotiomycetes; Eurotiales; Aspergillaceae. The transcript has 4 exons. The record is from RefSeq and is a predicted model, not a curated record.
AUGGCAGGCGUUAAUGCAACCGUCAAUUUUCUGCUCGCAGCCAUUGCAGCAGUCGAAAUCUGGCAAUUCUUUUUCCGAGAACUCCAGCAGAAUCCAGGUGUAUCAUUCUGGUCCCAGUUUCGGGACAUAAGUGGCAGUGUGCGAGUUCGUUGGGCGUUACCGACAGUCGUGAUAAGUGGUCUUUUGCUUCUUGCUGGGGAUGCUUCGAUUGUGAAAGCAUAUUAUCUCAAAUCCAACGACGAUAAAUCGGGCUUUUACAGUAUGGUCGAUAUCAUCCUCUGGAUAAAAAUCGAAAACAGCAGCAUCCUCAUUGCCUCAUGCGCCCACACAGCCCGCCUCCUACGAGUCCUCAUUAACUACUACCGCGAAGGCCGCUACACAGGCUACUUAUCAGACAACGACCGCGCAAUGGAAAUGCGCCAUUGCCGGGACAAAUCCGUCAGCACGGUAGACAGCGACUACAUUCUCAACGACAUGGGUUAUUACCGACAGUCAUUUUUCGGACAGUCAUUCCCUCGGAGAUAUGAGAGUCAGGCGUGUAGGGCGACGCCGCCGACACAUGUUCUAAAUGAUUGUGUCACGGUAGUUACUGAUUUUAUUGUGGAAAUUAAUAAGAGGCAGUCGAGGGCUUUGCAUUCGUCUGGGGGUCAGUUCCGGCCUGAGAGGAAGUGUUUCAAGGAUGAGGAAGCGAGGGUGGAACGGUAUAUGUAG